UGAUGUGGAACUAAUUUUACAGCUGUCGUUUUACUUCAAAUGUGGAAAUUUUACAUACGUAUUUUAGUACUUAAUAAUAAUAAUGUGGAAUCUGUGCGGGGCUUUAUUGUUUAAUAGAGAAUUAUAUCUUUAUCGUUUCUUCACACCAUAAAAAUGAGCGAGAAACUGUUUUGUCCGUAAAUACCAUCUUGUUAUCACAGCCCUUUCAAACAUGGCUGUUUCUGUUUUUAUCAAUUGUUUAUUAGUUGUUUUUAUACUUCACAUUUGCACAGGGGAAGUCCUAAACAAACCACAAUUGAAAGAGGAUGCAGACGAUGACGAUGAUGAAUCAAAUAAUGAUCUCGAUGUCGGAGAACCGCCACCAUUCGGAUUACCCAAAAGGUCAGAUAAUCACCAUAAAGUUCCCGGUUACAUAAAGCGUUAUAAAUGUUACUCGUGCGAAGCGCCAGACUGUUCUAAUCCGUCUAUAUGUGUUGACGCGGUGCAGUGUUGGAAAUCGAGAGUGCGGGAAAGCUCGGGCGAGGAGAGCGUCACGCGUGGCUGUACCACAAAUGCAGACCAUAUACCUCUGUAUUGUGGUACUCCCUCAUUUGCAGUUCAGCGCAAACGGCACGCUGUCGGUCAAUAUCAUAUACGGUGUUGCGAUGGUGAUUUUUGCAAUAGUGGAGAUUUCCCCGAGCUUCCUCCAUUAUUUCGGGAGGAAGCCAGUGUAUAUAAUGACUCGAUAAGUUAUAUAUUAAAAUUAGUACUCGCCGUUAUUAUUCCUGCCAUCGUUUUGGCCAUCGCCGUCACGGUAACUUUAGUCGUUUUAAGACAUAUACACAAACGCAGAUUAAGAGAGCAGAGCAAGCUGGACAUGGAUACUUACUUUGCCAGUGACGAUCUGUUAAGGGCGACCGCUGCUGGAGACAGCACGCUUAGAGAGUAUCUAGAACAUUCGCUCACAUCAGGAAGCGGCUCCGGUCUACCGCUACUUAUACAACGUACUCUUGCCAAACAAAUAUCUUUACUGGAGUGUAUCGGUAAAGGUCGCUACGGUGAGGUAUGGAGAGGGAUUUGGCACGGCGAAAGUGUGGCAGUUAAAAUAUUCUUUUCGCGAGACGAAGCUAGUUGGACACGCGAGACAGAGAUAUACAGCACAAUACUACUCAGGCACGAAAAUAUACUAGGAUACAUCGGAUCCGAUAUGACUUCGAGAAAUUCGUGUACACAACUUUUAUUGUUGACGCAUUAUCAUUCGUUGGGCAGCUUGUACGAUCAUCUGAACAGAACCACCUUGACUCACCAUCAGCUGCUUAGAAUAUGCCUCUCGAUUGCAAAUGGUUUGGUACAUCUCCAUACGGAAAUAUUUGGAACUCAGGGCAAACCUGCAAUGGCCCAUCGUGAUAUUAAGAGCAAGAAUAUUUUGGUCAAAUCAAAUGGAAGCUGUUGCAUUGCGGACUUUGGUUUGGCAGUUACUCACGUUCAGGCAACUGACGAAUUAGAUUUAGGCACAAAUCCCAGAGUUGGAACCAAGCGGUACAUGAGUCCCGAAGUUCUUGACGAAACUAUUAGAAUGGAUAAUUUCGACGCGUUUCGGCGUGUCGACAUUUACGCUUUGGGUCUGGUUUACUGGGAGGUAAGUCGGCGGACGAUUAGCAACGGAAUCGCCGAAGACUAUAAACCUCCGUUUCACGAUGUGGUGCCAAGUGAUCCUAGCUUUGAGGAUAUGAGAAAGGUGGUCUGCGUCGAUCAGCAACGUCCGAAUUUACCAAACAGAUGGGCCAGCGAUCUGGUUUUGAGUGGAAUGGCGAAACUUAUGCGCGAAUGCUGGCACCAGAAUGCGAACGUCAGGUUGCCAGCGUUACGAAUAAAGAAAACCUUGCUAAAAUUAGCCAGUGCGGAUAGUACAAUAAAUUUAGAAGAUAUGGAGGUGUGUGUUUGAAAAUUACAGCAGCCGAAUCUCAUUGAUAUUAAAUGUAUUGAAGUAAAUAAUUGUUAAUAUUGUGUUGUAGUGUUGUCAACAAUCAAGAGUAUAAAUUUCGAUCACGACAUAUUUUUAAUAAAACAUUGUAAAUAGGGUAUUGCUAGAUUGCAGACAACACUAUUAGUUAGCGUUUCUGUAACUGUUAAUUUAAUUUUUAAGCACGUAUUGUUAAUUAAUGUGCCAAAA
Photinus pyralis (common eastern firefly) is the source of this 2152-nucleotide messenger RNA. RefSeq names its product activin receptor type-1 (gene sax). The coding region runs from base 212 to 1924 and encodes 570 amino acids. Gene Ontology annotation, molecular function: transforming growth factor beta receptor activity, type I; SMAD binding; ATP binding. NCBI's taxonomy places the organism in Eukaryota, Metazoa, Arthropoda, Insecta, Coleoptera, Lampyridae. The record is from RefSeq and is a predicted model, not a curated record. Gene Ontology annotation, cellular component: plasma membrane; BMP receptor complex. The transcript has 5 exons. Gene Ontology annotation, biological process: dorsal/ventral pattern formation; protein phosphorylation; BMP signaling pathway.